AUGGCUGGAUCUGGAAGCGGUGAUUUACGAGCUCCCGUUUUUGAUGGAACGGAGUUCGAGUUCUGGAAAGUGAGAAUGGUCACCAUUUUCAAAUCGUAUGGGAUAUGGAAAUUGGUUGACAAAGGGAUUGCUAUUCCAGAAUCGAAGAAGAAAGGAGAAAAGAAGAAAACAAAGAAGGAGAAAGAUGAGGAAGAUUCAUCCUCAUCGGAUGAUGAUGAAGGAGAUGAUGACGAGUUGGACGCACACAUGGAAGAUCAGCUCAUGAAAGAUGCUAAGGCACUGGGCAUUAUUCAGAGUGCUGUCUCGAAGGAGAUCUUCCCUUGGAUUGUGAAUCAAGAGACCUCAAAGGGUGCCUGGGAUCUACUCCAGGAGGAGUUUCGCGGCGAUGAACAGGCAAGAUCUGUUAAACUUCAAAGUUUACGUCGUGAAUUUGAGUAUAUGAGAAUGAAGGAGAAUGAAUCUCUAUCUGUCUAUCUUACUAGACUAUUUGAAUUAAUUAAUCAAAUGAAAUCUUAUGGUGAGAACCUCACUCAUCAAAGAGAAGUGCAAAAGGUUUUGAUUAGUUUGUCCAGUAAAUAUGAUCCAAUCUGUGUUGUGAUUGAAAGAACUUCUGAUUUGAAUACUGUGACUGUGCAAGAAGUGGUAGGAUCUCUUAAGAGUUAUGAGCUUAGAUUGAGUAGACAUGUUGAUGAAAUUACAAGCACAGAGCAUGCUUUCUCCACUAUGGGUCUUGUACCUAAAGCACAGAAAUAG
Malus domestica (apple) is the source of this 753-nucleotide messenger RNA. The record is from RefSeq and is a predicted model, not a curated record. Lineage: Eukaryota; Viridiplantae; Streptophyta; Magnoliopsida; Rosales; Rosaceae.